AAAUUCUCAUGCCCCCCGCCCUGGCCCUCUGGCCUGGCCUCCAUCCCCUAUGAGCCUCUGCGCUUCUUCUACUCGCCGCCGCCAGGGCCCGAGGGGGCUGCCUCGCCCCUGAGCCCUGGCCCCACGCCCUCCCGGCUGGUCUCCGCCUCCCACCCCGAGGAGUUGUGCGAACUGGAGAUCCGCAUUAAGGAGCUGGAGCUGCUCACCAUCACUGGGGACGGCUUCGACUCCCAGCGCUAUAAGUUCUUGAAGGCGCUGAAAGAUGAGAAGUUACAAGGACUGAAGACCAGGCAGCCUGGAAAGAAGUCGGCCUCUUUCUCCUGAGGAGCUGCCCCCCAGAGCCUGGGCAGCCACCUCCUUAGGUGUUAGUGCUUAGAUAAUGUGUCCUGUUCGUUGUCAUUUCAAAAAUUGUUAUUUUCUGUUCUGUAUUUACUGCUGUUCUUGUUGCUCCCAGCAUGUACUCCACAUACAGUGCCCCCAUGGUAAAUCUCA
Myotis davidii is the source of this 492-nucleotide messenger RNA. It is a transcript of the gene CUNH11orf91, whose product is annotated as chromosome unknown open reading frame, human C11orf91. Lineage: Eukaryota; Metazoa; Chordata; Mammalia; Chiroptera; Vespertilionidae. The annotation marks the transcript as partial. The record is from RefSeq and is a predicted model, not a curated record. The transcript has 2 exons.